GUGUGGACCACGUGGAGAGAACAGUCUUGGUGGGAAUGUCCUGAAAAGUUUGCUGGAACUUUGAUUUUGCAGAGAAGAAAGACGAGGAGAUCCACAACCACACAGCUCUGAGCCUUCACAACGUGCCCGAGCCCCCCUGGGCCAAAAUAUCCACCUCUGACCUCCCAAGCUCCCCAAAUCCAGCUGUGAGGACCCACCAUCCACCAGAGAACUUCCAGAACCAAGUACCCAGCUGUGAGGACCCACCAUCCACCAGAGAACUUCCAGAACCAAGUACCCAGCUGUGAGGACCCACCAUUCACCAGAGAACUUCCAGAACCAAGUACCCAGCUGUGAGGACCCACCAUAUAUCAGAGAGCUUCCAGAACCAAGUACCCAGCUGUGAGGACCCACCAUCCACCAGAGAACUUCCAGAACCAAGUACCCAGCUGUGAGGACUCACCAUAUAUCAGAGAGCUUCCAGAACCAAGAACCCAGCUCCUCAACCCAUCCCAGGCUCCCUAGGACAGCCAUGCCUUCCAGCCUGCCGAGUCCCUUCUCAGAACUUGACACCAACUUUUCCAAUGUAAGGAACUAACUAACUAACCUUGCAAUACCUGUGUAUUACUGUGCAGAGCCUUUUAUUCCAUGGGAUAAGUUGUGUGUUUGCAGAGCAUUAUGCCCCAUGCGAUAAGCUGUGUGUUUGCAGAGCAUUAUGCCCCAUGCGAUAAACUGUGUGUUUGCAGAGCAUUAUGCCCCAUGCGAUAAACUGUGUGUUUGCAGAGCAUUAUGCCCCAUGCACUGAGCUGUGUGUUUGCAGAGCAUUAUGCCCCAUGCACUGAGCUGUGUGUUUGCAGAGCAUUAUGCCCCAUGCACUGAGCUGUGUGUUUGCAGAGCAUUAUGCCCCAUGCACUGAGCUGUGUGUUUGCAGAGCAUUAUGCCCCAUGCACUGAGCUGUGUUUGCAGAGCAUUAUGCCCCAUGCACUGAGCUGUGUUUGCAGAGCAUUAUGCCCCAUGCACUGAACUGUGUUUUCAGAGCUUAUGCCCCAUGCACUGAACUAUGUGUUUUCAGAGCAUUAUGCCCCAUGCAUUAAGCUGUGUGUUUUCAGAGCAUUAUGCCCCAUGCAUUAAGCUGUGUGUUUUCAGAGCUUUUUGCCCCAUGCAUUAAGCUGUGUGUUUGCAGAGCUUUUUGCCCCAUGCAUUAAGCUGUGUGUUUGCAGAGCUUUUUGCCCAAUGCAUUAAGCUGUGUGUUUGCAGAGCUUUUUGCCCCAUGCAUUAAGCUGUGUGUUUGCAGAGCUUUUUGCCCAAUGCAUUAAGCUGUGUGUUUGCAGAGCAUUAUGCCCCAUGCGAUGAGCUGUGUGUUUGCAGAGCAUUAUGCCCCAUUCGAUGAGCUGUGUGUUUGCAGAGCAUUAUGCCCCAUGCGAUGAGCUGUGUGUUUGUAGAGCAUUAUGCCCCAUGCGAUGAGCUGUGUGUUUGCAGAGCAUUAUGCCCCAUGCGUUGAGCUGUGUGUUUGCAGAGCUUUUUGCCCCAUGCGUUGAGCUGUGUGUUUGCAGAGCUUUUUGCCCCAUACGUUGAGCUUUGUGUUUGCAGAGCUUUUUGCCCCAUGCGUUGAGCUGUGUUGUAUGUGCAGCAUUCUGCCCAAUGUAAGGAACUGUGAAUGUUCUGAUGCAGAGCAGUUUAUCUCCUGUAUAUUGCAGUGAGAGUCACAUUGUAACCCGCCCUAUGUAUUUGAAUUUUCGCUGUUAGAUAAGAUUUGAGUGUUUGCUUCUAGCAGUUAAAUAGUAACCGUGAUCUAGGUUGGAAAAAGAAAAAAACACUCAUUAACCUUUAAACAUCUCUUUUUAUCCUGUUGAUCCAAAAAAAGGUGAAACUUAUUUUGAAGCGUUGCCCAAUUGUCACAAAAAUUGAGAAAUUCCUUCAACGCCAUAAUGGGGAUCAACAACCUGUUCACAUGUUAAAGGAACACUUUAGUGUUAGGAAUACAAAGCUGAACUCCUAAGCCUGUAGUGUCCCUCCCCCUGCCGCCACAGUUACUUACCUGUUUCCAGCGCCAAGAUCCCUCAGCGCUGGUUCUGUCUCUGCUUGCUCCGAUGUCGGCAUGAUCCAAGCGCCAUGCUUGCAUUAGGCCUUCCCCAUAGGAAAGCAUUGACUCCGUGCUGUGAUAUGGGGAUUUUGAAGACGCUGGAUGAUGCACAGCGUGAGGACGUCCAGCGUUGUUUCAUGAAGUUAAACUCCGUGAAACUGCAGAAAGCGCCUCCAGUGACUGUCUGGUAGAGGGCCACUAGAGGCAGUCUUAACACUGCUUAACUCUGAAACCAUAAUGUUUUACACUGCAGAGUUAAGGGGGUAGGGACACUGCACCUAGACCACUUCAAUGAGAUGGUGUGGUCUGGAUGCCUAUAGAGUCCCUUUAAAUAUUAAAGAGUUACUCCAACCACCAUGACCACUUCUGCAUUUUGAAGUGGUCAUUGUGGCAGGAGUUUGGAUCUGCACAUCCAGAGUUAUUUACACUCUGUGCCAGGGGCAAGUUUCACCUCCAGCACACAUGACUUGGACAGCCAUAAAAUUUGUGAAAGGCUUCCUAGCGUAAAUUCUGUACACCCAGCGCUGGAUUAAGGUAAGUUAAACUUAUUUUAAAAACUUUGUAAUUUUUUUUUUCAUAUAAUUUUUAGGGGAGACCGACCGAAUAAUGUCGAUCAGACAUUAUUCUGUAGUAAACAAAAAAAGGUUUGGAGAAACUGUUUAAUAUCUUUUUUAAUCUCUUUUUUUUUUUUUUUUUUUUAAGGCUUGAUUAAUUUUGUAUUGCACCUAUCCACUUUUUCUAGUGGAAAACACAGCAUAUCAAUCAGUAUUCAUUGAUUUUAAUAGAGGUAAAAUUUUAUUUUGAUCAAUAGCCCUUUUUAAGCAAUAGCUGACUGGCAUUGCACAUUGUUGCCUGGUUUGUUGUUUUACGAAGUCAUUUUCACUUUUAAUGUUAUCCCUAUUUACCCCCAUUUCAUGUUUAAAGGGACACUCUCUAGACCCCCAAAGCAAUGUAGCUUGCUAAAUAUCUCUGUGUGAAGAGUGUUCUCUUCACAGUGUGGGCGGUGUUAGAAGGGGAGGGCUUGCAAAGGCUGCAGACAAGAUAUCUGCAGCUGUUUAGAUUGACCCCCAAUGAAAAAAUGCAUAAUGUUGUAUUUUGGGGUAUAUGUACUAAACAGUGAAUUUCUAUUUUAUAUAGUAUUUGGGUAGUGAAGUGUCCCUUUAAGUUGCUUGUGGGUUCCUUAUUCCAAAAUCCAUGAGUGCUUCUAGCAGAUAAGUGUGAGUAAUUGACUCCAGAAAUUCAGUGUGUGAUUAUUUCUAACCAUUCCUUUCAAACGUUUUUAUUCUGGAUCUUCCUCUGGUUUCAUGGAGUGUUGGACCGUUUUGUCACCUGUCUUUAAUCUUCCCAAUUAUUCUCUCUCGUAGGAAUGUCUUUCCCUGCGGCCAGAUGUAAACAUAAAUCUGAACCCAUGUAUGAGGGAGAAUCAUAACUUCUUCUCCUGUCCCACCAACCUUAACAAGAAUAAGACCACUUACGAGCAGCUGACUGACUUUCCACUUUGGUCACUGGAAAACCAGAACAUCGAGAUACUUCCUGCAAAUUCCCUGCGACUGAUCCCAUUUCAGGCUGAGCGUUCUGUUAGUAUGAUUGAGGAUAGCACAAAACAGCCAGGAGCCUCCAGACCACUGUCCUCUCGCUAUAAGACCGAACUCUGCCGUACCUUUCAUGAGAGCGGAUCCUGUAAAUAUGGGUCCAAAUGCCAGUUUGCGCAUGGGACAAGUGAGCUUCGUGGCCUUAAUCGGCAUCCCAAAUACAAGACGGAGCUGUGCCGAACGUAUCAUACCAUUGGCUUCUGUCCUUAUGGAUCCCGUUGUCACUUCAUUCACAAUGCUGAUGAGCAGAGGUUCUGUGAUGGAAAUAGAAGACCGGGUCCUCCUGCUUUGAGACAGAGUUUGAGCUGUUCUGGAAUCCCUUCUUCCUCCUGUUCCUCAAACUCCCUAUUCUCCUCUGUUUCUUCCUUGUCCUCCUUCUCUCCCUCCACCCCAACUCAGAACUUUACAUCUAGUCCUUUUUGCUCUUCUUCUCCCAUUACACUGAGCCUAUCCUCCAUUCUUCAAUCCAUAACCCCAACAUACUCCACUUUACAAAGCGUGGAAAGUGAUGGUAUAGUCCUUCAUCUUACCCCUAGCCCAACAGAGGACCCAGGGCUUACGGAAACCUGGAGCUGCUUAUCCAAAGAAGAGAAUGAUGACCGAAGGAAAAAGGAUGGUGAUUCCACCAGUGUCACCUCCCAAGAAGCCAAACGUCUUCCAAUUUUCAGUAAACUGUCAGAUUAAAGAAGGUUUAGAGAUCUCUCUUCCAUGUCCAGACAUGGCCAGGUGACUUCUUGUUGUCAUCCCAAUACAGCAGAAUGAAGGCUGAUAUGGACAUGUGGGAAGGUCAUGUCAUGUGUAGAUCUGGCUGGACUAUCUUAGUGAUAUGUCUAAACUGUAUGUUUGGCUCUGCAUAUAAGAUGGGCUCGGCAACUAACAUCCAAAGAGUUUCUCUCUAGGCAGGGGCUAGGGGCCGUCCUGUAUUAAACGUACCGUCAGAGGAAAAUACUAUCCAAUGUUGUUAUACAGGUCUUGAGUAUUUAACUACUUAAGAAAAGUUUAGUAUCACAAGAAUCCGAAGUGCUUCUCCUUGGGAUUUUUGGGAUCUAACUAAGAUGAUGUAAUUUGCAGUCCUGCUUUUAUUGAAUCUCUUAUAGGGUGUCAAUUUUUUAUUUUAUUUUAACUGGGGCAGUUAUCCCACCAAUCUUGUACCUGUCUUAAUAGUAAUCCACUAGAAAUGUGAAGGCUACUGUGUGAAAUCGGUCAGAAGUCUAUGCUUCAAAGCCAAAAUAAGGACUCUGCGACGUUGCUUCUUCAGUGAACGGUGCCCUUUGUUGGAGGAAGCGGCUUUGCAGAGUCUUUAUAUCUGCUUUACUGGUGAACCAGUUGCUCUAACUAAAAACAUUAAUUGUUUAACAAAUGAUAGCAAUGAAAUUAACAUGAGUUAGUUUACAUUAGCUGCCGAAAGCACAGAGGGUGCAAUCCGUGAGACGAGUACUCUGUAAUAUAAAAUGCCAAAUACAUGUUGUACAAACAGGCAAUAUAACGGGAGCAUGGCUGAAAUAUGGGCAAGUCCUACAACUCCAAUUCCCAAACCUUUUAUAGCAUUAGCAUUUUGAGCCACCAAGGUACAAGGUUAAAGGGGCAAUCCAGACCAUUAGAGGACUUAAGCUUGCUGAAAUGCUAUGUGUCCUAUUUUUUGUUUUUGUUUUUUAAAUUUAUUUACAAAAAGUGUCCUUUUAGGAAUAUGUCCUCUUUUAAAAUUUUUAUUUUACAAAGAGUUGCGAUUUCAAUUGAAAUUGUCACGUUUAUAAAUUAACCUUGUUACAUACCCCUGACUUUCAGACAGCCGGUGUUCUAUUAAAAAAAAAAACCCUAACUAGUGAAAAUUCCUAACCCCGCACCGGAAGUGAGCCAUAUUAGCAGUAGAUCGGCUUACCUGUGAUGGGGCGCCUGCACCCCACCAGGAGGGACUAGGUGAUUCACCAGGUGAACGCGUUUUAGUGCAGUUAUAUGUAUGCAUGCGUCAGCAUCGGUUGCUUUGCGCGCAGUGAAGGGUAGGGUAUUUUGAUGGCGCUACCACAGUACCAACUAAUGCUGGUGCAUGUGUACUUGCACCGUAAAAAUACCCUACCCCACUAUUGGGCAUGCGCAUUCCUGAUGUCAUGGUGGCAUGCCCCCUGCAUGCGCAGUCGCUGAACACAGGAUUCAGCGCAUCGGGAGAUUCCCUUAUCCCCUCCUGGUGGGGUGCAGGUGCCCCACAAAGGUAAGCCCACCUACAGUUGAUUUGGCUCACUUUACGGUCCUGUUACUUCCUGGUUUGUUUAGCUCGGUAGAGCUAAACUCAAGAGGCAGCAAUUGCUCAGAGCACCUGCCUUGCAAGGACUUCUCAUUGAGCUGCAUUGGGAAGUCUGUGAUUGUACAGCCACAGACAGUCUGGGCGGGGUUAGAAGGGGAGAGGGCUUGCAAAGGCUGCAGACUAGAGAUCUACAGCUAUUACAAGCUGUUUUUACAUAUAGCCCCAAUGAAACAAAACAUAAUUAAAUUCAUAUAUGGUUUUAUUUGGGAUACAUUGACUAAAUAAAUUAUAAAAAUAAUUUAUUUUCCAUUGGGUCAUUACUUGAAUAUGUGCCACAUUCAUUAAAGAGAAAAGUAAUUGGAAACCACUGUACACCUAUAUUUCUCAUGAUUCUGUAUUGCAUCACUGGAAGUGGCUUUCGACCACUACACUUGGCCUUUUUUAAAGGGUUGUAGCUGGUUUUUAGUUUUAAGAUUUUAUUUUUUUUUAUUUUUUUUAUUUCAGAUUCACUUUUUAAUGCCUAACAAUUUACACAUUCACUGAAUAUCCUAAUCUGUGUUUUUGUAAUUGUCUUUUCUUUCUAAUUUGUACUUUAUUGUGAUUUUAUUUUUUUACUUUUUCAAAUUGUGAGGUACAGAAAAGGGGGGGGAAGGGGGACUUGGUAAACGUUUCAACGUCCAGCAUGUGAAGGAUUUGCAAUGUAUUCACAGUAAGUGCUAAGUGUCUCUCCUCGUUAACCUCUCUAUUCCCCUCCCUGUGUUUUUAUUUGCAAUUCUCUCUUCGUGCAACAUUUGGGGUCCAUCCGACACUGUAUACUGUCUGCCGUCCACAGCUCGGUGGCUUUAAAAUGGAUAUUUAUAUAUUUAUAAAACUCUGCAAAGAGUUCGACAGGAGUUCCCUUGUCUGUGCCAUUUUAUUUAUUAUCACUGGUAUCGAAUCGUCUCUUUUUAUAUUUCUAACUUAUCUUAUGUGUUUUGUUUAGUUAAUGUUUGUUUUUUAUUUGUAAUGCUGUGUUUUAUUGCGUGCUUUAAAUUAUUUGCUUUACAU
Pelobates cultripes (western spadefoot toad) is the source of this 6940-nucleotide messenger RNA. NCBI's taxonomy places the organism in Eukaryota, Metazoa, Chordata, Amphibia, Anura, Pelobatidae. The record is from the annotation of a GenBank genome assembly.